Messenger RNA from Hordeum vulgare subsp. vulgare (domesticated barley), 1684 nucleotides. RefSeq lists its product as uncharacterized. Bases 367 to 1629 code for a protein of 420 amino acids. NCBI's taxonomy places the organism in Eukaryota, Viridiplantae, Streptophyta, Magnoliopsida, Poales, Poaceae. The record is from RefSeq and is a predicted model, not a curated record. The transcript has a single exon. Gene Ontology annotation, molecular function: protein binding.
AAAUCUCCUUUACUUCCCUGUCAACCGAACAAGCCAGGAUAUUUGCUUGAGUGGAAGAAGAAGAAGCGGCUCUCCGUGCUCAUGACUUGCGUGCAGUAAUAAUCCCAGGAUUAACUCGAGACGAGUCGGAAUCUAACUGCGAAAUAGUAGUAGGCGGUAGCGAUAAAUUACGAAAGCCUCAGCGUGACAUGCCGGGGCAGUCGGACUCGGACGCAGACCAAACCUUGGUGACUAUAUAAUGCGGCGCCCGCCCUGACCAUGAUCAGCAACGAAUCAUCCAAUCCAAGAUAGUAGCAGCUAAUCUCGCAUCUCCAACUCCUUUCGCGACGUACCACUUACCAUCCGUAGGUGAGAGAUCCCAAGGCCAUGGCGUCGCCGCCGGCCGCGCUCCCGGAGGACGUGGUGCUGGAGAUCCUCGCGCGCGUGCCGGACGCCGCGGGCCUCUUCCGCUGCGCCGCGGCGUGCAGGCGCUGGAGGACGCUGGUGGCCGACCCGUCCUUCCUCCGCUGCCGCUGGCCGGACGGCGCGCGCCACCCGUCCUCGCUCCUCGGCUUCUUCGGCCAGGAGUGUUGCCGCCGCCCCGGCGGAGAAGAUCAUCACGGGGACGUCCCUGAUUCGCCGGGCUUCGUCCGCGCGCCGGGGUCGGUCCUCGGGUCCGACCGCGCCUUCCUGCGCUCCUUCGUGCCCGGCGCCGCCGGCAUCUUGGACCGCGCGGUGCCGCUCGCCUCGCAUCGCGGCCUCCUCCUCGUCCGCCUCGUCCCUGCCGUCGUCGCGGAGCCGAGCGUCGACGUGGACCACCUGGCCGUGUGCAACCUGCACUCCGGCGCCUGCGACGUGCUCCCGCCGCUCGAGCGCGGCUGGUUCUUCGACUACCUCGACGCGAGCGCGUACGCCGUCGUGAGCGAGGGGCCGGCGUCCUUCAAGGUGCUCAUCGUCGGCUACAACAACGAGGGCAACCAUCAGUACGACCUGCGCACGUUCUCGUCCGGCGGCGAGCCGAGCUGGAGCGCGGCGAGCAAGCUCUUCAACCCGAUGGAGCACGGCAUCUUCGGGCCGCUGAAGCAGCGCGGCGCCGUCGUUCGCCACGGGACGGUGCACUGGCUCAUGUGGGACCUGGCCGACUUCCACGCCAUCGACUUGGACGCCGUGACCGGGCGCGUGUCCCUGCAGAAGCUCCCGGCCCCGAGGCCGCGCGACAUGGAAUACCACCUCUACGACAUGCCGCGCCUAAGCGUGGCGGCCGACGAGACGGCUCUGUCGUCGCUCUGCCUGUUCAGGGAGCCCCUCCGAGUAGAGACCUGGACGCGGCCGGACGGCGGCGAGGAGGGUGAUGGGCACUGCGGCCGGGACCGGGAUUGGUGCCGCGCGAAGGUCGUGGAGCUGCGAGCACCCGGGCAGAAGCAAAUCGACUGGCCGGUGUGCUUGUGCUUGGGGGAGAGGAGCGGCACGCUGCUCGUCAAGGAUCGCAACCGGUGCAUGUACAUCGCCGAUCUGGAAAGUGGCGCCAUGGAGGAGGCGACCGACAAGCAGUUUUGUCGUGGCCUCGACGGCUGCAGGGCGGCGUUCCCAGUGGAGAUCGAUUGGCCAGCCUUCUUCAUGUGUCGCCUUGGUGGAAAGUCACAUGCUUAAGUUUCAGCGCUUGUAAUCAUGUAUUAAUUCAGAAAGAAAAACACGCUUACAAUCA